Plasmodium fragile is the source of this 1158-nucleotide messenger RNA. RefSeq lists its product as uncharacterized. NCBI's taxonomy places the organism in Eukaryota, Apicomplexa, Aconoidasida, Haemosporida, Plasmodiidae. The transcript has a single exon. The coding region runs from base 1 to 1158 and encodes 385 amino acids. The record is from RefSeq and is a predicted model, not a curated record.
AUGAAGAGCUCAAUCGUCCUGGUCUCCUGUCUGCUCCUGCUGUGCGCAGGACCAACCCUAGGAAAAGAUAAUAAAAAGGAAAAGAAAAAAACACACAAGGGUGAUGCUGAUAACAACUACAAUGAUGAGCUCAAAGCACUAAAAGAGAAAUUAGAAAAUUUAAAAUUUCAAAUGAAGGACGAUAAUUUGUCGAAGAAAAUCACCGAAGAUCAAAUUUUGACUUUAAAAAAAAAGUUGGAAGAAUUCAAAAAUUUAAAAAGCGACAAGGAAGCCAAGGGGCGUUCCCCGACGGGGCACACCUCGCCAGGGCACAAGGGCCAAUUGGGUCUUAGCGAUAAGAAGUUCGCCGGACAAAGCGUCAAGGCGAAUGAGGAACAAGCAUUGGAGAGUACGGGUGUCGUUAGUGGAGGCGGACCAAGUAAAGGCGACCAAGGAGUCACGGAACCAGCAGUUACUGCAGGUGCAACAGAUAAGGUAAAUGAAUCACCUCCACAGAAACCCACAAAUGACGUGGUUGUUACAGAAGUGACGAGUGGUGCAAAUGCACAAGGACAAACGACUGGAGGAGGUUCAUCCAAUCCGACAGUUGUUCAAGGUAAAGGUGCUUCUUCCCCCAAAAGUGAACUCGCUGUGGAGGAGGCUUCGGGUGGGUUGAAAAAUUCUGCACAGCCCACAAAAGCAGCUGGGCCAGCUGGGCCUGUCGUGUCAACCGCUUCAACCGUGGCAGCCGCCCCGAACCAGAAGGUCAACUCCGCUGGGAAGGUCCAUCACUUGGACAUACUGUACGACGAGCUACUUGCAGGAGACAAUAAAAAAAAUAUGAUGGACCAAGGAACUCACCACAGUGCAUACAACAAUUUCAGGAAGCAAUACGACAACAUUGUCCUAAAUCAGACUGAGUACGACAUCAGCCUGAAGCUUCUCGACACCAUGUUAUCAAGUGGAAAGUUGGGAGCCGAAAAGACAAAUGCGCUAAAGGAGACGUUUGAGAAAGCCAUGUACGAUAAGAAGUACAGUGAGAAGUUCAAUAAUCUCAUCUCCGGAGUUUAUGGGUUCGCCAAGAGAAAUAAUUUUUUGGAUGGUAACAAGGUGAAGGGGGGACAUUACAACAAGCUGUUCGAUUAUACAGGAAACCUGAUGAACACACUGCUACUUUAA